AUGGCGACAGUAUGGCGCAGCUUCAAGUUCUUCGAGUCGGAGGUGCUAAAGGGGCCGCUCAACCACAUGGAGAUGACGUGCUGCUGCUACAGCCACAAGGCCAUCUUCGUCGCGGACGGCGAGGGCUUCGUAUACGCCGUGGACCGCGGCGGCAAUGCGACGCAGAUGGAGUUCCCCGCAUACAAAGGGGCCGUGACGCACAUGAAGCACCUGCGCUCGCGCAAUGUGCUCGUCACGCUCGGAGACGAUGACGCGCUCAACACGUGCAUCAUGCGGGUGUGGAGCCUGGACGCCGCCGCAGGCGGGAAGACGGCGACACCGCCGCCGUGCCGGGAGCACCGCCUCUUCAGCGCGAAGCACCCGCCGCCAGCGGAAAGCGUCGUGCUGCGCACAAACUACAACGCGGAGGUGAUGCAGUCGCUCAAGUUUAAGGGGCGCGAGGGCGACGCGGCGAAGGCCAUUCCCGUGACGGCGUUCCACACCGUUGUCGUGAGCUUUGAUGUA
Messenger RNA from Trypanosoma grayi, 504 nucleotides. Its product is annotated as RING zinc finger-containing protein. Gene Ontology annotation, molecular function: protein-macromolecule adaptor activity. Gene Ontology annotation, biological process: endosome organization; organelle fusion; vacuole organization. Lineage: Eukaryota; Euglenozoa; Kinetoplastea; Trypanosomatida; Trypanosomatidae. Gene Ontology annotation, cellular component: HOPS complex; endosome. The record is from RefSeq and is a predicted model, not a curated record. The transcript has a single exon. The annotation marks the transcript as partial.